Fusarium musae is the source of this 981-nucleotide messenger RNA. RefSeq lists its product as uncharacterized. The record is from RefSeq and is a predicted model, not a curated record. The coding region runs from base 1 to 981 and encodes 326 amino acids. The transcript is spliced from 3 exons. NCBI's taxonomy places the organism in Eukaryota, Fungi, Ascomycota, Sordariomycetes, Hypocreales, Nectriaceae.
AUGUCUAGCUCAAAGUCCUCAAAGAUCAAUAUUGUUCUAGGAGUAGCAAACGUCGGCGACGGAAAUGCUGACCCCAUGGUUCGCUUUCACAAACCAAGCGAGGUCAUUGCCUUCCUCGACGCCUUCACCAAGCGAGGGUAUACUCAGCUUGACACUGCGCGCAUCUACUCGCCUCAUGCACCUGGUACAUCCGAGCCGAAGAUCGGAGACGUUCCUGAGAAGAACUUCAUCAUUGACACAAAGGUCAACUCGUUCUACGAUGGGGCUCACUCCAAGGAGAACAUCCUCAAAGACAUUAAUGACUCCCUGAAUGCCUUGAAAAUCAAGCAGAUCAAUAUCGAGUACUUGCAUCAGCCCGACCGGGCGACUGAACUCAAAGAAGCCUGUGAAGCCAUGGAUCAGGCCCAUAAAGAAGGAAAGAUCAAGUACUGGGGCAUUAGCAAACACUCAGCUCAAGAGGUUGAAGCCAUUGUCAAGAUAUGUCAAGAGCACAACUUCGUCAAGCCUAGCGUCUAUCAAGGAGAGUAUAAUCCGAUUGCGAGGUCCGCCGAGAAGGAACUAUUUCCAGUCCUGCGACGACACGGCGUCGCGUUUUAUGCUUUUAGUCCCGCUGGAGCUGGAUUCUUUGCUGGUAACCAUAAGAACGUUCGACCUGGCGGCCGCUUUGAUCAAUCCCUUUUCCUUGGGGGUCUAUACUCUGACCGCUAUCUCAAACCCUCCAUCUCGGAGGCCACGGAGAAAGCGCUGGCUGCAGCUUCUCGACACGGAAUUAGCGGCCAUGCUGCGGCUCUUAGGUGGACCGCGCACCAUGGAGCUCUGAGAAAAGAACUUGGCGAUGCUAUCGUCAUUGGUGCCUCGAGCGUGGAGCAAUUGAACUCUAACAUCGAUGCGAUCGAGGAUGGGCCGCUGCCGGAUGAUGUCGCAGACGCCCUUGAAGCUGUCUACGCGGAGAUUGGGGAUGUUCUUCCUUAUCAUGUUUAG